CUUGUUUGGCAGGAUAUGAGGCUGACUAUUUAUAUGACUGGACAAUUUUAAAAUAUCAGGAGAUUCAACAGGCAAAGGAACAAAAUCUAUCAAUUGUAAUGUUUGUGCCUACUAUCAAAGGACAAGGAACGGAUGAGCAGCAGGAAAAGUGGUUGCCUCUGGCUAAUAAUAUGCAAAUAAUUGGUUGUUAUGCCCAAACCGAACUUGGUCAUGGAUCCAAUGUUCAAGGCCUAGAAACAACUGCAACAUUUGAUCCAAAAACAGACGAGUUCAUUAUUCACAGCCGCACUUUGGCUUCCAGCAAAUGGUGGACUGGUGGGUUGGGUAAAAUAUCAACGCAUGCUAUUGUUUAUGCCCGUCUUAUUACUGAUGGUCAUGACCAUGGAGUGCACAGUUUCAUUGUCCAGCUCCGGAGCUUGGAUGAUCACUUGCCUCUUCCAGGCAUAACUGUUGGAGAUAUUGGAAUGAAAUUUGGAAAUGCAGCAUAUAACUCCAUGGAUAAUGGAGUUCUACGUUUUGACCACGUACGAAUUCCAAGGAAUCAAAUGUUAAUGAGGGUUUCACAGGUCACCAGAGAAGGAAAAUUUAUACAUUCCGGUGUUCCAAGACAGUUAAUUUAUGGAACUAUGUUAUAUGUGAGGCAGGCAACUGUAGCUGAUGCAUCAACUGCUUUGUCACGAGCAGUUUGUAUUGCUACCAGAUAUAGUGCUGUUCGAGGACAGUUUGGAUCUCAAAAGGGUGGUCCUGAAACACAGGUGAUUGAUUACAAAACACAGCAGGCUAGACUCUUCCCAUUGCUAGCUUCUGCAUAUGCUUUCAGAUUUGUUAGUGUGUGGCUGAAAUGGCUUUACACGGAUGUGACUCAAAAAUUACAAGCUAAUGAUUUUUCAACAUUGCCCGAGGCCCAUGCAUGCAUUGCAGGGUUGAAAUCCUUGACUACUUCCGUAACUGCUGUAUGUUACUACUUAAUAGCUGUUUAAUUUAAUCGUUUCUUUAGCUUCUUCAGAUUGCAUUUAAAACACGGUUAUACGGUUUACUCAUAUUUGGGAUUUUCUUUCUGUUGUUCUAUCCUUUAGUGAGGUUCCAUAAGUUUUAUGACAGGUCUCCUCCCUUAAUCUAUUUCUAAAUGUUGAAACUCAUAUCCUCAUUUCUAUAGUGCUACCUUAUGCGGUUCAUUUUGUUAA
This is a messenger RNA of Trifolium pratense (red clover), 1184 nucleotides long. Its product is annotated as putative peroxisomal acyl-coenzyme A oxidase 1.2. Gene Ontology annotation, cellular component: peroxisome. Gene Ontology annotation, biological process: fatty acid beta-oxidation using acyl-CoA oxidase; long-chain fatty acid metabolic process; lipid homeostasis. The transcript is spliced from 6 exons. The record is from RefSeq and is a predicted model, not a curated record. NCBI's taxonomy places the organism in Eukaryota, Viridiplantae, Streptophyta, Magnoliopsida, Fabales, Fabaceae. The coding region runs from base 99 to 980 and encodes 293 amino acids. Gene Ontology annotation, molecular function: fatty acid binding; acyl-CoA oxidase activity; FAD binding.